ACCUGGAGAUCGACCCCAGCCUGUCCAUGAGCCGGGCCCACGAGAAGGAGCAGAUCAAGAGCCUGAACAACCGCUUCGCCAGCUUCAUCGACAAGGUGCGUUUUCUGGAGCAGCAGAACAAGAUGCUGGAGACCAAGCUGGAGCUGCUGCAGGGUCAGGGCGUGGGCCGGUCCAACGUGGAGCCCAUGUUCGAGGCCUACAUGGCGGGUCUGCGGCGUCAGAUGGACCUGGUCAACAACGACAAGACCAAGCUGGACGGGGAGCUGAGGAACAUGCAGGGCCUGGUGGAGGACUACAAGCACAAGUACGAGGAAGAGAUCAACAAGAGGAACAACCUGGAGAACGACUUUGUGAUCCUGAAGAAGGAUGUGGACUCAGCCUACCUGGUCAAAGCGGAUCUGGAGGAUAAAGUCGGAGCUCUGACGGAUGAAAUCAACUUCCUGCGUAACGUCUACGAGGAGGAGCUGCGCGAGCUGCAGGCCAGCAUCAAGGACACCUCGGUGGUGGUGCAGAUGGACAACAGCCGCAGCCUCAACAUGGAGCAGAUCGUCUCCGAGGUCAAAGCCCAGUACGAGGAGAUCGCAGCCCGCAGCCGAGAGGAGGCCGAGGCCUGGUACAAGAGCAAGUUCGACCAGAUGUCGGUGCAGGCCAGUCAGUUUGGAGACGAGCUGCGCGUCGUGAAGGGAGAGGUCGCAGAGGUCAACCGGCUGAUCGGCCGCCUGCAGAGCGAGAUCGAAGCGGUCAAGGCUCAGCGCGGCGGUCUGGAGAACCAGCUGGCUGAGGCCGAGGAGCGAGGAGAGCUGGCCGUGAAGGAGGCCAAGGCGCGGACCAGAGACCUGGAGGACGCGCUGCAGAGAGCCAAGCAGGACAUGGCCCGGCAGCUGCGCGAGUACCAGGACCUGAUGAACCUGAAACUGGCUCUGGACAUCGAGAUCGCCACCUACAGGAAGCUGCUGGAAGGAGAGGAGGACAGGCUGGCCAAAGGCAUCAAGCAGCACUACUUCAAACCCUACAUCCAGAAGCUCUUUGACAAACAGAUCCUGAAAGGCAACGAGGAUCACCUGACAGAAAUGCUGGACCCUCAAAACUUUAUUGACAACAAUAAAGCCAUAAACCGAGAGUACGAGGAGUACGUGUUGACAGUGGGAGACUUCGACGAGCGGGUGUUUCUGGGAGCCGACGCAGACGAAGAAAUCGGAACUCCGAGGAAGAUCGUUCAGGAUCCGUUAGCCAGCCAGAGCCACCAGCUGCAGCAGCACAUGGAGAAGUUGCAGUCUGGCUCUCUCGCCCCCUCCACCCCUCUGACGGGGCGGGUCUACCUGAAGGACAAGGAGCUGCUCGUCACGCCCGUCUCCUCGGCAACGCAGAGCGUCAGCCGGCUGCAGAGCAUGGUGGCCGGUCUGAGGACGGCACCCAGCGAAGCCCUGAUCCAGAUCUUCAAGUCCUGCUCCAGAGAUCCCACAGAGUCCAUACUGGGUCGAGUAAAAACGCUCGGACAGACCUUCAAAGAACAUUACACCAACGACUCCGAGGACACGCCCGGCGCUCACAUCGAUUUUGCAGAGAACCGCAUGAAGCUGGCGGAAAUCCUCUACUACAAGAUUCUGGAGAACGUCAUGGCUCAGGAGACCAAACGGCUGCAGGGCAGAGACAUGAGCGCGUUGCUGGAGCAGGACAUCUUCCACUGCUCCCUCAUGGCGUGCUGCCUGGAGGUGGUGCUGUUCGCCUACAGCUCCCAGAGGACGUUUCCCUGGAUCAUCAACAUCUUCAAGCUGGCUCCCUUCUACUUCUUCAAGGUGAUCGAGGUGUUCAUCCGCUCAGAAGAAGGCCUGUCCAGAGACAUGGUGAAGCAUCUGAACUCCAUCGAGGAGCAGGUCCUGGAGAGCCGGGCGUGGGCCUCGGGCUCGGCCCUGUGGAGCGCCCUGCAGGCCGCUGGGAGCAAAGUGCCCACGGUGGAGGAGGUCAACUUUUCCUCCAGUCUCGACUCUGGUUCUGGUUCUGGUUCUGGUUCCAGUUCUGGUUCUAACAGUGCGGGUCAGUCCCACCUCCCCUUGGUGGCUCUCUCCCCGAUCAUCCACCCCCGCAUCAGGGAGUUCCGGUCAGGCCUGGGCAGUGCACGGAAAGAUGUUCCCCCCUCUCCGCUGUCGGUCCACGACCGGUACAGCUCUCCUGCGGCCGGCAGCGCUAAGCGGCGCCUCUUCGGAGACGACCCUCCGACCCCGGCGCCGGGCCUGGGCUCCGUGUCGUCUCCUGCCAAGAGGCUGACGUUCGGCUCCAGCGGCACCCUGAAGAUCGGGGGCCAGACGGGGCAGACCACCAUGCUCAGCAUCCCCCUGCAAGGCACCAACAGCGAGCGGACCAUCACGCUCAUCCCGGUGCAGCCCUGCGACGCCUCCGGCACCGUCACGGCCCAGUUCCUGCUGACCACCUCACCCAGCCGGCCCCCCGCCCCGCCCUCUGCUCCCCUCACCGCUCCCGCCGCCGCCGCCACUGCCGCCGCCUCCGACAGCCAGGCGGGACGCCCGCGACGCACCGGGUCACUCGCCCUGUUCUUCAGGAAGGUCUACCACCUGGCCAGCGUCCGUCUCAGAGACCUGUGCGUGAAGCUGGACAUCUCGUCGGAGCUGCGGGGGAAAAUCUGGACGUGUUUCGAGCACUCGAUGGUCCACAACACCGAGCUGAUGAGGGACAGACACCUGGACCAGCUGCUGCUGUGCAGCAUCUACAUCAUCUCCAAAAUCACCAAAGAGCCUCACACCUUCCAGGACAUCAUGAAGUGCUACCGCAGCCAGCCGCAGGCCUGCAGCCACGUGUAUCGCAGCGUGUUACUGCAUCACACUCCCAGAGACCCAGUGGCUGAUGAAAACAUGGAGGUGGAUUCUGUUUCUGGAGGAGAAUCUGCAGAGAAAACCAAUCAGCUCCCAGGAGACGCAAACGCCGAGCAGUCGGCGGAGGAGGAGCGAGGAGACCUGAUCCAGUUCUACAACAGCAUCUACAUCCUGAAGAUGAAGAGCUUCGCCCUGCGAUACGCCUCCCACGAUAACCGGGCUGACGCUCCUCCUCUGUCUCCGUUCCCGACGGUCCGGGCUCAGCCGCUGUCUCCCCGCCGGGUCUCCCAGAGACACUCGCUGUACGUCUCCCCUCACAAGAACUCCUCCGGAUGCCUCACGCCAAACUCCUACACCUACAGGAUCAACAGCAGCCCGUCUAAGGAGCUGUCGGACAUCAACCGGAUGAUCCGGCAGGGCUGCGUGAGCAGGAAGCGGGCCUUCACCAUGGAGGGCGACGUGAUGAUGUCAUCAGCCUGCGACUCCCCCAGCAAGAGGGCGUGUCCGGAGAACGGCAGCAGCCAGGACGUGCUGCUGAAGCGCCUGCAGGACGUCGUGUCGGAGCGGCAGAGCCACUGACGGAGCGCGGGAGGUGAAAGGUCACACGUCUUCCCGAGGGAUCCGGGCGCCGAGGUGUCGGGUUACAGUCAGAACCCGUGAGCAGUGCAAUUCACGCCGCCGUCUUUUAACCACUGGUUUUAGUCCGACUACAACGGAGUCUCAUAACGCGAAGAGACGGUCUGCAACCGAGAUCACAAGUCCAAAACAGCUUAGACAGCAAGUCCAGCACACAUACACACACACACACACACACACACACACACACACACUCUUCUGUUAGCGCCUAACCUCUCCCGGCCUUCUGUAUUUAACUUUGUGUUCGUCCGGGCUCACAUCCACAGCGAUCCUUUUCAGACAGAUUGAUCUGAAAACUGUGUCAUAGUUCGGCUUGUGUAUCAGUUUUAGAGUUUUACUUCUGUGUCUUGUGACUUUGUGUGUUUUAGCGUUUGUUUUAAAUGUUGUAAAGGAAACUAGAGGCGCACUGCUCACAGGAGGAGUGCCCUGCUGGCUCAACGUGUGUAGUAUCUACACAAUUUUAAAUCUAACCUGUUACACAAUCAGUUUUCAUUCAUGCUAGGAAAGAAGAUCUCUAAACAUUUUUCUGUGUUUUGCUUUUUCUUAAUGGUUUGGUUUUAAAAGAAAAGAGUCCCAAACAAAUCCGUUUGUUGUCAAAAGAAAGUAGUUUUCUUUCUCACUAACAGCCUGAAAAAAAAUGCAAUAAUGGACAAAACUCGGCUUUUCUAACAUGUAAGGUUUUUGUAUUUCUUACAGUAAAGUUUUGUAUAUUAAAAACACUCGAGUC
Molecule: messenger RNA, 4191 nt
Organism: Salarias fasciatus (jewelled blenny)
Lineage: Eukaryota; Metazoa; Chordata; Actinopteri; Blenniiformes; Blenniidae
Gene: rbl1
Product: retinoblastoma-like 1 (p107)
Exons: 26
Coding region: 27-3407 (1126 amino acids)
Biological process (GO): negative regulation of G1/S transition of mitotic cell cycle; regulation of transcription by RNA polymerase II; cell differentiation
Cellular component (GO): keratin filament; chromatin; transcription regulator complex
Molecular function (GO): RNA polymerase II transcription regulatory region sequence-specific DNA binding
Source: RefSeq, a predicted model, not a curated record